CCAUCGCUAAGCCCUUUCUUUAACCUAGUCGUCGUCAUUCAAUCUCCAUCAUUAUCACUCAGUUCGAAGCUCUUGGCGAAGAAGAUGAACGCGAUAGCGAAGCGAGUUACGGAAGUGGUGACUCGGUGGAGUCAGAACCAGCUGCAGCAGGAGAGAGGGAUAAGGGUGAAGGUGUUCUCGGGGGAUCUGGACAAGGCGCUGACGAUACUGCAGAGGAAGAUGCAGUCGAGCGGGAUGGAGAGGCUGAUAAAAGCGCAGCAGACGCAUCACAUCAAAAACUCGGAGAAGAAGGUUCUCGCUAGGAAGAACCUUGAACGCAAGAUCAAAUCCAUUGACUUUGCUCGCAAACUCCAGUCCAUCCUCAUUAAGAAAGUCAGAGGUCUAUGAGGGCUGGGCGGUGUUGCUAUAAACAUUCGUCAUCUUUCUCUACAUUACAUUUUCGGGGAAUGAAUCUUUGAUCAGUGCUAGUAUCUGUGAUAAUAUAUCAACAGUUAUUUUUGAUUAAUGAAAUCAUUUUGGAAUUGGUAUAAUCCUGGAUCACUGUUAGUUGUUUACUCUAUAAAUAAUGUUUUUUUCUAUGAUCAACUUCAGAUUCAUGAAGUACAUUUACU
This is a messenger RNA of Raphanus sativus (radish), 611 nucleotides long. RefSeq lists its product as uncharacterized. Bases 85 to 387 code for a protein of 100 amino acids. Gene Ontology annotation, molecular function: structural constituent of ribosome. NCBI's taxonomy places the organism in Eukaryota, Viridiplantae, Streptophyta, Magnoliopsida, Brassicales, Brassicaceae. Gene Ontology annotation, biological process: translation. The record is from RefSeq and is a predicted model, not a curated record. The transcript has 2 exons. Gene Ontology annotation, cellular component: ribosome.